Molecule: messenger RNA, 2052 nt
Organism: Punica granatum (pomegranate)
Lineage: Eukaryota; Viridiplantae; Streptophyta; Magnoliopsida; Myrtales; Lythraceae
Source: RefSeq, a predicted model, not a curated record
CAAAGUUGGUCGUCUCCAUUCCAAUUUCCACCUUCUGGUCGUGAGAAUUUCCCAAUGGGAGGUCAGAGGAAAAGUCGCGGUACCGACGCCAAUCCAAGUUCCUCCUCCUCCUCCUCCUCCUCCUCGUGCUGUUCGCAUUUCUGGUCAUCAGCCCUUCGAGCCAAGACCCUCCCGCCUCCCUCGGAUCCCUCUGCCGUCCGUACCGUCUCCAGCGAUGGCCUCGUUCGUCGCCUCGGCCUCCUCGAUCUCGUCCUCAUCGGUAUCGGCGCCUCUAUUGGCGCCGGCAUCUUCGUUGUCACCGGAACUGUCGCCCGCGAUGCUGGCCCUGCGGUUACGAUCAGCUUCAUGCUAGCUGGUGCAUCAUGUGUUCUGAAUGCGUUCUGCUAUGCCGAGCUGGCUUCUCGGUUUCCUGCUGUUGUUGGGGGAGCUUACUUGUACACGUAUACGGCUUUCAAUGAGCUCACUGCUUUUCUUGUGUUUGCUCAGUUGAUGCUUGACUAUCAUAUUGGGGCUGCUAGCAUUGCUAGAAGUUUGGCAAGCUAUGUCAUUACCGUUCUGGAGCUCUUCCCCUUCUUUCGUGAUAACAUUCCCAGCUGGAUAGGACAUGGUGGAGAAGAGUUCCUCGGUGGGGCCUUGUCGAUCAAUAUAUUGGCUCCUAUAAUUCUAGCAAUCCUCACUAUAAUUCUUAGUCUGGGUGUAAAAGAAUCAUCCGUUGUGAAUUCAAUCAUGACGGUAACUAAGGUCGUAAUUGUUAUCAUUGUUAUCCUAGCUGGUGCUUUCAAGGUUGAUGUUUCUAAUUGGUCUCCAUUUGCACCAAAUGGCAUUAAAGCAAUAUUGACAGGUUCUACUGUGGUGUUCUUUGCCUAUGUUGGAUUCGAUGCAGUAGCUAAUUCAGCUGAAGAAUCAAAAAGACCACAGCGGGACUUGCCGAUAGGAAUCAUGGGCAGUCUUCUCAUAUGUAUUGCAUUGUAUAUUGGUGUCUGUUUGGUUAUCACUGGAAUGGUUCCAUACAAGUUCCUAGGAGAAGAAGCUCCCUUAGCCGAGGCCUUUAAAUCGAAGGGCCUGAAAUACAUUUCUGUCCUUAUCAGUAUAGGUGCUGUUGCUGGCCUCACGACAACUCUUUUGGUUGGCCUAUAUGUUCAGUCUCGAUUGUAUUUGGGGCUUGGACGGGAUGGCUUACUUCCCCCAGUGUUUGCUAAAGUACAUCCAACUCGCCGAACUCCGAUUCAUUCUCAAGUAUGGGUCGGCAUUGUUGCAGCCAUUAUGGCAGGGCUGUUCAAUGUCCAUGUGCUCUCCCACAUUCUGUCAGUUGGUUCACUGACUGGGUAUUCUGUAGUAUCAGCUUGUCUCAUAGUCCUUCGGUGGAAGGAUAACACAGCAAACCAAGCUAAAUCAAGAUGGCUAUCAAGCUGGAAAGAAGGGGUUAUUUGCCUUCUUUUAGUCGCAUGCAGUGGCUUUGCAGCAGGUGUCUCCUAUCGCUUCGGUGCCUCAUUCAUUCUUCCAUUGGUGGCAGUAAUUGUUGCAGUACUCGCUACCUUUGCUCUUUACCAUCGUCAAGUUUACGCAGGCGCACUAGGUUUCUCCUGUCCCGGUGUUCCUAUACUGCCAGCCAUUUGUAUAUUCUUCAAUAUCUUUCUGUUUGCUCAGUUGCACUAUGAAGCAUGGGUGAGAUUCGUCAUCCUCUGCAUCAUUACAACUGGAAUAUACGCAUUUUAUGGGCAAUACCAUGCCGACCCAACAAAUUCUGAAGAGACGAUUAUUUAUCAUAGGGCCCCCGAACAAGAAGUUAAGCAUCAACCAUGAAGCAAUAGGAGAAAUUUGUGAGGAAAUCAUAUAUGUAUGCAUAUGUAUAUGCCACUGCAUUCGCAAUAAUGAUCUGUUGUAGCUAGUUCUGUAUCUAUUCAAGUUAGAACCCGGCUUUGUUGUAUAAUUAGUUGUAGCAAGUACAGAAGUGUAUCAUUCGUGAUCCUCUUCAUAUGCGGAAAUGGACUUCGGCGGAUGCUGCUAAUGCCAAAACCAGCCGUUAAAUAUAUCCGAUGGACAUUGCAGAAG